AUGUCCUUUCUCUUGCUGUGCUGGGGGCUGCUGGCCAUCCGCACGAUCUCACUCAUAGCGGGCACCUACAAUCCCCUCAGGGCGAACUCCGAGGACAGGCUGGGCGAGAUUGUGCGCCGCACGACCAGCUUCGACAGCGUGUGCUUGGUCGGGGCCAAGGUCAAGGCCACGGUAGGCUGGAAGGCUGAUGGGCACUAUGUGGUACCUCCAGAGUUCUCCACGAAGGCCCACUAUGCUGGCAUUGCUGUCGCCGAGGUCCUCGGCGCCCACGAUCUUUGUGCGGCAAACUGCGCGCGGGAGCGCGUGCCGACGUUCUUCUCGAACAAUGACGGCAGCGGCACCAUAGACUUGCGCGGAGAGCGCCGAGCCGAGUUCACGGCUGCCUUGCACGCGCGCGUCGAGCAGGAGACUAAUUUGCUUCAUGGACUGCUCGCUCGCCCGACGGCUGAUGAGUUCUUUGAGAAACUGAAUUCGCUGUUGAUUGAGGUGGGCCAGCAGAUGUUGAUGAACCCUUGGCUCAGCAGGUUCAAGAUCGGCUGCGACACGUCUCUCGUCUUUACCGUGUGUUUCGACGACGGGGGGCUGAGGCACGGAGAUAAGCUCUUUUGGAGCACUGGCGUCUUGCCGAAGCUACAUGUCUUGCUCGCCGCGCUGCGGGCAUGUCUGCGCAUCCUGUGCCAGAUUGGCGUGCUUGGCGCGCUCAGUGGAUUGCCCGUGUUCCUGGGCCCACGACUCUUCUUGAUGAACACUAUGUUGCUGCUAGGGUCUGCGUCUGUUCCCGUGGACGUGCUAGAGAGCCAGGCGUUCUGGCCGAUCUCCAGGUUCACCUACGCACUCAUCUUGUGCCGUGUCCGCUUCCACCUUCCUGAGAGCGAUGGAGUCGACGCCCAGCUGGAUACGGCUCGCCUUCUCGAGCAAGCAGUCGGGGAAGGCAAGGGCAACGGAGGCACGUUGAAGGCCCUCGUCGCGAUCCUCGCGCGCCUGGCCCUCAGCAACGCCGCCGAGCUUCGAGAGAUCUGUGGAGUGGUAUUCGUCACCUUUCUCGUGUCGCCCGAGGCCGCCGUGAUCGUCGCCGCAGUAGCGGUGUGGGUGGCGAUGCUCCGUGCAAUCGGCGCCGACGAACGGUGCCUGCAAGACGCCGAGGCCGCGAUCUCGGCCUACUGGAGCUCCUUCAUCGUGACCAACGAGCUCGAGGCAGUGGCGGCCAGCGCCCGUGCCUGCCGUAUCAGGCCGACCCGCAAACAGGAGGGCAAGCAGUCGUUGCACCGCGUGACUUUCGCCGUCGACUCGUCCCAGGCUGCGCUCGAGCCCGCGCUCAUCAAGUACUUUCUGAGGAUCGGGGGCAUUUGCAAGUAUGGCGCUGCCCCGAAAAGGGCCCUCGAGAGGGACGCUCAGAAGUUGCUCGACAGGAUACCGUUCGCCCUGAGCUCUCCCGAGGCCCUUCGGGUGAACACCCUGGGCAGUGAACUCUUUGCCCUAAGGGGGAGUGCGCUCGACGAGGGCAGAAUCAUUGUCUCCAAGGUCGCGGCCGAGCGACACGGCCGGGGGUACCCCGGGGCCGCGCAGCAGCAGCAGCAGGCGCAGCCCUUCCCGUUCUACGCGCAGCAGCAGCAGCAGCAGCAGCAGGCCGCGGCCGCCGGGCCGGUGCAGCCCCCGACGCUGGUGGUGCCCGUGGGGCCCGGCGCCGCCUACUCCGGCCGGGGGCAGGGCCCGCUGUCGCCCGCGCAGCAGGAGGUCAGCGCGGACGGGCCUGCCGCGAGCCUGGCGCCGGCAACCGUGGUCCCGCCGCCGGAGGAGACGCCCACCACGGCGGUGCGAAGGGCACGAAGUCCAAGAAGGGCAAGCAGGGCAAGUCGAGCAGGGAGCGCCCCAAGAGGACCUGCUGCUGAGCCGGCCCUUCCCUCCCCCACCCCGCCCCCCCCGCGGGCGGCGGGCCGGGAGCGCCCCUCGACAGGAGCGGAGGGCGGGGGGAGGGGAGAGGAGGGGUGCGCUGCACGAUGGCGGGGCUGGCCAGUGAGCGUUGCGCGGCCGGGGGAAGUCCCGCCGCUGCCACGGCCCCUCUCCUCGGGCUAAUUCGCGCGCGUGGCGCGCCCUAUCGGAGCAGCUCAACUUCACCUGGGAUGAGCCCUCCACUCGUUGCUCGUGCAGCCUCCCGCACAGUCCCCGCCUCCGCAGCCUCCACUCGCUGCUCGUGCAAGCGCGGCUGCGGCUGGCAGAAUCGUCCAGUCGCCGCAUUGCGUAGAUUCCGGAGGUGGACAGACCUCCAUAACCUGACGCGUCGAUCGAGGAAUUGGCCGCUUUCGGUUCGCGAGCGGGCGUCGCGGCCGUCAUUUUUUUGCGGGUCCAGGUCCGUCGGUGUCGGUCCCAGGCCGUUUUCAUGAAGGGGGGGCUUCUGAAAGGGAGGCUUGUCCACCGCCGAAGAUUCCAGAAUUCGCCCCACGCACCACCUUGGAGGUGUUGCACCGGGCCUCGGCCGAUGCAGGCGUCUCCGUCGCCUGCCCGAGAGGAUCAAUGCAGAGCUGGGCGAAACGCUGGCGCGGCCGGCCCGCCCCCCUCCCCUUUGCUCUCGGCCGGACGCCCCUCCGCCUGCAGCGAGCCGUCCUGCUGGAAUCGCAUGCUCAGGGGGCUGGGCGUGCUGAUCCUGCGGGCACGCCGUGUCACGCUGACAAGCUGCUGGGCGAC
Prorocentrum cordatum is the source of this 2682-nucleotide messenger RNA. Lineage: Eukaryota; Dinophyceae; Prorocentrales; Prorocentraceae. The record is from the annotation of a GenBank genome assembly.